GGUUAUGAUGUUGAAGGAGGUAGGAUAGAAAAUGAGAGAAAGAGAAAUAACAAUAGAGGCGUCUCCUUCCGUUUUUCAGCACUACCAACGUACCAACAAUUUAUUGCCUUUCACUAAUUUAUGUUACAAUUUUAUAUCUUACGUGCUUUCAAACUUCAUGAAACGUUUAUUUGUAUUUUUCAAUUUUAUUUAAUUUGUUUAAUGAUCCAAUAACAAUAUUAGUCUUGGCAAGUAAAAAUAAAUAAUUCGACAAUGAACAGCUGACAGCAGACAUAAAAAACAGCUGACACUGACUUGCUAAGGGGAAAAUUACUCAAAAUUUCUGUUUCAUCUAAUCAAAACAAUAGUCCGUAAAGAAACUAAACAUAAUCAAAUUUGCUAGUACUUUAAAUAGACCUGUUUUUAAUAGCCUUGAGUAAUCUAGUAUCUGUAUAAAAGGAUUUUAAAGGUGUUGUUUAUUAAUAUUUUCUGUGUUCUCUUAACUUAAAGUGCAUCCAAACUGCUAAGUCUUUUUUUGAAAAAUUAAAAGUUCUUAAGUGAGUUAGCCUAAAAUUAUUUGAUGCAAAAAUGUAAUAUGUCAGUUUUUCAUCGUGACUGAAAGUGAAUUUGUACGUUGUCAUUCAAGAACAGUGGUAUGUGUACCACCUGUGUAGAUUUUAGAAAACUUUCAAGUUGAAUUAAUUUUUAUUCAAUAAUUUCUUUCUGCUUUGAAUUUACCCUAUUAACAUAAUGGAUAGAUUAACUUUGAUAUCAGGAACAUUGUUUUUGGCUGCAGAUGUUUUCGCUAUCAUUAGUCUCGCCAUGCCUGAUUGGAUAAUAACAGACGUUGGUGGUGACACGCGGCUUGGACUGAUGUGGACAUGCAUGACUCUGCACAGUCGACCUCAGAUGUGCUUCACGCCCGACCUGCAGCCAGAGUGGCUGUGUGCCCUCGUCUGCAUAUUUGUGGGAUGCAUCUGCAUAACCACAACCAUCAUACUGCUGGCUUCAUCGCACUGGGAUCGUAACGUCGUACCCUAUGCUAGAUGGGUUGGCUUCACAGCAAUGGUGCUUUUCUGCCUGGCGGCAGUGAUAUUCCCGAUGGGCUUCCAUGUCGAUGAAAUAGGAGGUCAGCCCUAUCAGCUGCCGAGCAGUCACCAGGUCGGAGUCUCAUACAUACUCUUUGUUCUUGCUCUCUGGAUAACUGUGAUAUCUGAACUGUUUGCUGGCAAAGUCUGCUUGCCACACUUCUAAUUUUUAAAAGAAGCCUUUUGAUCGCCAUGUAAAUAUUUCUUACGGUAGUAAUCCAUCAUUUUAUAAGUGUUAUAAGAUUUGAAACUUGUUCAUUCCCAAGUGAUAAUAAACAGUAUUCUUUCGUUACAUAU
This is a messenger RNA of Nilaparvata lugens (brown planthopper), 1364 nucleotides long. RefSeq lists its product as uncharacterized. Gene Ontology annotation, biological process: negative regulation of smoothened signaling pathway. The record is from RefSeq and is a predicted model, not a curated record. Gene Ontology annotation, cellular component: Golgi apparatus; ciliary membrane. The coding region runs from base 730 to 1233 and encodes 167 amino acids. The transcript is spliced from 3 exons. NCBI's taxonomy places the organism in Eukaryota, Metazoa, Arthropoda, Insecta, Hemiptera, Delphacidae.